CCGGAAGUAUGCGUGGAGUUCCGGUCGGGCGCAGGAUGGAGCUGUUGACCAGACUCCGGCACUUUGAUGCCUAUCCCAAGACUCUGGAAGAUUUUAGGGUCAAAACUUGCGGCGGCGCCUUGGUUACUUUCAUCAGCAGCCUGAUCAUGUUGGUCUUGUUCUGUUCAGAACUGCAAUACUACCUGACCAAGGAGAUCCACCCGGAGCUCUAUGUCGAUACUUCGCGAGGUGAAAAGCUGAAAAUCAACAUUGAUGUUGUUUUCCCACACAUGCCCUGCGCUUAUCUGAGCAUUGAUGCCAUGGAUGUGGCGGGGGAACAGCAACUGGACGUGGAGCACAACCUGUUCAAGAAGCGGCUGGACCUGGCUGGCAACCUGGUCACUCUGGAGGUGGAGAGACACGAGCUGGGGAAACAGGAAGAGGUGCUUAACUCCACCAAGCUGGACCCCAAGCGUUGUGAAAGCUGUUAUGGAGCUGAGUCCGAGGACAUGAAAUGCUGUAACACGUGUGCAGAUGUGCGGGAGGCCUACAGGAGGAAAGGCUGGGCAUUUAAGAAUGCGGACACCAUUGAGCAGUGCAUGAGGGAAGGAUUCACCCAGAAACUCCAGGAGCAGAAGAACGAGGGCUGUCAGGUCUAUGGAUUCCUGGAAGUCAACAAGGUGGCUGGAAAUUUCCAUUUUGCUCCUGGGAAAAGUUUUCAGCAGUCUCACGUGCACGUCCACGCUGUUGAGAUUCAUGAUCUGCAGACCUUUGGAAUGGAUAAUAUAAAUAUGACCCACAACAUCAAACACCUCUCCUUUGGGAGUGAUUACCCUGGGAUAGUCAACCCUCUGGAUCAAAGCAACGUCACAGCAGAACAAGCUUCCAUGAUGUUCCAGUACUUUGUGAAGAUCGUCCCUACGGUUUAUGUAAAGGUGGACGGGGAGGUGGUGAGGACCAACCAGUUCUCGGUCACGCGGCAUGAGAAGGUGGCGAAUGGGCUGGUGGGAGACCAGGGGCUCCCGGGGGUCUUCGUAUUGUAUGAGCUCUCACCCAUGAUGGUGAAGUUCACAGAGAAACACAGGUCUUUCACGCAUUUCCUGACUGGAGUCUGUGCCAUCAUCGGAGGCGUUUUCACAGUGGCCAGUCUGAUCGACUCUCUGAUCUAUCACUCCGCUCGCGCCAUCCAGAAAAAGAUCGAGCUCGGCAAGGCUUCCUAGCGGGAGCCAGGGACUGGGAGAGGAUGGAGGAGGGCAGCCGCAAGAUACCUCACCCACUCCCCACUCCUCACCCUUGGCCACCGGGGGAGGGGCACUCCCUGCUGCCAAUGUAACUUCCUCGACUAAAACUGAAGUGUGAGCAAAGCCUCACUCCCUGAUGCUAUUGAUGGAUCUGUUGGCAGGAGCGCCUUUUCUGUGUGUGUGUGUGUGUGUGUGUGUGUGAACUGACCGGCCCCUCCCCUCCCCCCACCACCCCAGGGAGGUUGAGUGUGGGAUGUUCUCGGCUUGCUGUUUACAUUCAGUUUAAUCCUGAAGGUUUCCUGUGGUGGGGGGAGCACAGUCUCCCAUGUCGCUCCCAUGAGAAUGUGCCCUUCUGGGGUCCCACUGGCACUGUCACUCUUUGUUUGAGGCCCUCCCUCACUCCCUCGCUCACUCACUCACUCUCUUUAAUAUCACUGGACAGAUACCACGUUGCCGAGCUUCCCUCUCAUUGUCUCGGGCAGCCUGAGGCAGUCCGCAAUGACUCGCUCCCGGGAUGGAGAGUGGAGCCCACUACCUGCUGUAGGAAUGUCCACAGUAAAUAAUUGGCUCCAAAUCCCACAACAUUUAAAUGAAAUUGUUUGAGUCCAUGGAAACCAGUUCAAUUGUAAUGUUGCAGUUGCCAGUGUUUCCCACUAGAGAGCGCUGCCAUGAUCACACGCGGUUGUGUGGCUCUGGCGUCAUCUGGUGGGAGAGGCCGGUACUGCAGAUGCUCAGCAUUGAGAGGCUGUGCCUCCAUGGACAGGAAACCUACUGCAUUUUAUAAUAAUAAUAAUAAUCCUGGCAUUCGAGACGUCUCAAA
Molecule: messenger RNA, 2040 nt
Organism: Callorhinchus milii (elephant shark)
Lineage: Eukaryota; Metazoa; Chordata; Chondrichthyes; Chimaeriformes; Callorhinchidae
Gene: ergic3
Product: ERGIC and golgi 3
Exons: 14
Coding region: 9-1199 (396 amino acids)
Biological process (GO): endoplasmic reticulum to Golgi vesicle-mediated transport; retrograde vesicle-mediated transport, Golgi to endoplasmic reticulum
Cellular component (GO): Golgi membrane; COPII-coated ER to Golgi transport vesicle; endoplasmic reticulum membrane
Source: RefSeq, a predicted model, not a curated record